Lentinula edodes (shiitake mushroom) is the source of this 1350-nucleotide messenger RNA. Its product is annotated as guanine nucleotide binding protein, alpha subunit. The record is from RefSeq and is a predicted model, not a curated record. Gene Ontology annotation, cellular component: heterotrimeric G-protein complex. Gene Ontology annotation, biological process: adenylate cyclase-modulating G protein-coupled receptor signaling pathway. The coding region runs from base 1 to 1350 and encodes 449 amino acids. The transcript is spliced from 12 exons. Gene Ontology annotation, molecular function: G-protein beta/gamma-subunit complex binding; G protein-coupled receptor binding; guanyl nucleotide binding. NCBI's taxonomy places the organism in Eukaryota, Fungi, Basidiomycota, Agaricomycetes, Agaricales, Omphalotaceae.
AUGGUUGCUAUCUUUAAAUCCAAACAAAAGCAACGAGCCAGCAUGGAAUUAUCCGAAAACCCGUUCAUUGUAGCGUUCAAAGUGCCAGCGAAUGAAACGGAGGAGGAAAGGGUACAUCGAGCUCGAGCGUUCCAAGACGCGCAACGUGUUUCCAGACAAAUCGACGAAAAUUUACAGGAGACAAAGAGGAAUCUGGAUAGAAGGAAAAGAGCGAUCAGGAUACUGCUUUUGGGUAUGUCGUUGAUUGUGUCGGUUUACUUCCAACUGGCAUUCACGCCUCAUCAGUUUCAGAAGGAAAGAGAUCUAUGGAAAACAAUAAUCCAACUUAACCUAAUCAGCUCAGUCAGAACGCUUUUGAACAUCCUCAACGACGUUGAUUCAAAUGUUCAAUCUCUCCUUACUCCCCCGCGAACUCCCGGAAGUCACCCCAAUUCUUCAUAUAGUAACAAGCUUCGGAGGAUUCACCUCGGUCUUUCUCCCCUCCUUUCACUGGAAAACGAUCUGAAUAGGAUGUUUUUUGCUACUGGCGGGCCUUCGCAUGAAAUCUGUGUUCCAGCAGGGAGCCGCUGGAAAUCCAAACUGGGAUUUCGGGACUCCGCCUCUGUGCAUCAAGACUUAAAACUAACGAAUGCUCAAAACGCGAUCAAAAGCAACCUGAUACAACUCCUAGAGGCAUCGAAGGACGAUAUCGACUCUCUAUGGAGAGAUGCGGAUGUCCAGCGGGCUCUGGGGGAACGUGAAGUGGAUUUACGGGAUACUCCUGGAUUUUUCUUGGAUGAUGUUGAACGAAUAGCAUCAGCUUCUUAUUGCCCCACAGAUUCUGAUAUCGUCCGCGCCAGAGUAAGGACCGAUGGAGUGGAGGAGCACCACUUAGUGGCCGAAUCAAGUAAACUGAAGGGAAAUGAAUUUUUCAUCACGGAUGUUAGCGGGGCAAGAAGCUCUCGUCAUUCCUGGAUUCCAUUCUUCGAUGAUUCACAUGCCAUACUGUUUCUGGCGCCUUUGGUGUUUAACCAGAUGCUAGAAGAAGAUCCUCGUGUUAACCGGCUCGAAGAUUCAUUAUUAUUAUGGAAGGAGAUCUGCUCAAAUGUCCUUCUCGCAAAUUGCAAUAUAAUCAUCUUCUUCAACAAGAUGGACAUUUUGCGACGAAUAUUAGAAAGUGGAGUCGAGGUACGGAAAUUCGUUCCAAGCUAUGGCAAUGCACCUAACGAAGUGGAAAGUGUUACGAAAUAUUUCAAAGACCGGUUCAAGACAUACCAUAAAAAGCUUUCCCCGAAGCCGCGGUCCUUUAUCUCCCACGAAACAUCUGCCAUAGUGAGUCGUCUUAAAGAUCUUCUUGGUGAUAAACGUUAA